CUUCUCCUCCGCAGCAACCAAAUUCCCCAGCGACGACCUCAACGGCCAGCAAUGUCGGGCCGCGGCAAGGGAGGCAAGGGGCUGGGCAAGGGCGGCGCCAAGCGCCACCGGAAGGUGCUGCGUGACAACAUCCAGGGCAUCACCAAGCCGGCGAUCCGGCGUCUGGCGCGGCGCGGCGGCGUGAAGCGCAUCUCCGGGCUCAUCUACGAGGAGACCCGCGGCGUGCUCAAGAUCUUCCUCGAGAACGUCAUCCGCGACGCCGUCACCUACACCGAGCACGCCCGCCGCAAGACCGUCACCGCCAUGGACGUCGUCUACGCGCUCAAGCGACAGGGCCGCACCCUCUACGGAUUCGGCGGCUGAUCUGAUCCCGCGUGUUCCUCCGUUGUUAGGGGUUGCCGAUGUGAUGUAAUGUGAUGCGCAUUGUUUCAGAUUAAUCAAUGGAUUCGCUGUUGCUGUUCA
This is a messenger RNA of Triticum aestivum (bread wheat), 462 nucleotides long. Its product is annotated as histone H4. NCBI's taxonomy places the organism in Eukaryota, Viridiplantae, Streptophyta, Magnoliopsida, Poales, Poaceae. Gene Ontology annotation, cellular component: nucleosome. Gene Ontology annotation, molecular function: protein heterodimerization activity; structural constituent of chromatin; DNA binding. The record is from RefSeq and is a predicted model, not a curated record. The coding region runs from base 52 to 363 and encodes 103 amino acids. The transcript has a single exon.